This is a messenger RNA of Penicillium atrosanguineum, 1578 nucleotides long. RefSeq names its product Ribosomal protein L27. Bases 1 to 1578 code for a protein of 525 amino acids. NCBI's taxonomy places the organism in Eukaryota, Fungi, Ascomycota, Eurotiomycetes, Eurotiales, Aspergillaceae. The transcript has a single exon. The record is from RefSeq and is a predicted model, not a curated record.
AUGGACGGGUCUCAGGGCCAGGCGGGCCAACCGAUGGGGCAGUCUCAACAGCACUCCAAUUUGAUUCGGACAGACCAGGUCCAGAAGCUUCCGCACCUGACGGACCAGCAAAAGGCGCAGCAUACCCAUGUCGUGCGCUCCCUAUGGGAGUUGCUCAACACCCGCGAUCCCCAGACUGCCGAAUAUCAAAAUGCACACAUGAAGCUAUCCCAGUUGUCCCAGAACUUGAUGAAGGGUAUGCGGAUCUUCCAGCAGAACCGCCAGCAGGCCCUCCAGCAGCAGCAAGCCCAGGCCGCCGUCGUGCAGCAAACGGGUCAACCGGUCCAGCGAACCCAGUCCAACAACCCGCAGAACCUGAGCCAGCUGCUUCCCCAGAUCCAAGCUAAGGUCAGCUCGCUCAAUUUCUACCUGCCGCCCAAUGUGACACAGGAGCAAGUGCAAACAUGGAUUCCCGAGGCUCGGUUGCGAUAUGGUAUUGCAUUGCAGAAGCAAGAGGUUGGACGGGCACGAAUUGCGGAUUUGCGGACGCAAUUCUCGCAGCGUCAGGCUCAGGGCGCUAUGCCCAACGAUGAGGUCCAGGAGUUUAAGAAUCGACAACUGGCGGCCGAGAAGCUGUUCAGGGAGGGCAGUGAAUUCUUGAACAAGUUCAAAGAGCAGCAAGAGAGCUUCAAGAUGCAGUCGCAACAGAAUCCUCAGAUGAAUCAAUCUGUCCAGGGUACGACUGCACCUGCAGCUCAGCCUGCGCCGACAGCGCCUGCAGCGCCUCAGGCCACUCAAGCGCCAACAGCAAAUGCAACGAGUGCGAUGCCAGGCCUGCCGCCGACUCCAGCACCACACACCAUAAACUCGGCAGUGAAUGCGGCGCGCAGCCAAGCAGGACAAACGGCGAUGUCCCCCACGACUUCGCAGCUAGGACAAGCACCAUCAUCGGCAAGCGCUACGCCUGCCCCUCCGAACGCUCAACAGCCAGGACAGCGACCUCAACCACCCUCACACCAGGGCACACCAGGCGCGCAAGUGACAUUUACCCAAACCCCCAACGCCGACGGUUCGACUCCCACAUCAACCGGACCCCAGCAAGUAAACAACCAAGCCCAAGGCCCGCCGCGUCCACUGUCGCACCAAGCCGCGAUGCAGCAGGCAGCGCAGAACUACAACGCGAACCAAAACCAACCACCACUACCUCAAGCCAUCAACCAAGCCGCUGCAAACCAGCAAUCUCACCCCCAAGGCUACCUCUCCAACCGAUCCACUGACGCCUCAGCCCGUAACAUCAACAUGGCCAUUCCCAAAACCCUCAACAUCUCCACCCCCGAAGCAGUUCCAAUGCCCGCUGCUCGCCCAUCACUCUCAGGUGGUCCGUCCCACGCUGCUCCAGGCAUGAUGUCCCAGCCCGCCGUCCAAAAGCACCCGGGCUACGUCCUCGAAGGCGAAGGUCAGCACGUUCUUAGCAAGAAAAUGCUUGACAUCCUCGUUCGCCAGGUCACCGGCGGUGGCGAAGGCGAGAUGCUCACUCCUGACGCAGAAGAGGUACUACCCCCAACUCUAAUAUCUCCUAUCCACUCCCAAGGGAAGUGA